This is a messenger RNA of Carassius auratus (goldfish), 3537 nucleotides long. Its product is annotated as partitioning defective 6 homolog gamma. The coding region runs from base 239 to 1546 and encodes 435 amino acids. NCBI's taxonomy places the organism in Eukaryota, Metazoa, Chordata, Actinopteri, Cypriniformes, Cyprinidae. Gene Ontology annotation, molecular function: protein binding. Gene Ontology annotation, cellular component: apical plasma membrane; nucleus; cell cortex. The record is from RefSeq and is a predicted model, not a curated record. The transcript is spliced from 3 exons. Gene Ontology annotation, biological process: regulation of cellular localization; establishment or maintenance of cell polarity; centrosome cycle.
UGUGAAAAUUUAGCCCACUCCCCCAGUGAGAGGCGCUGAUUUGUCUUUCACAUCAUUUUUCUGAAUAAGUUUUGUGAAGUGAGCGAGACACAGCGCGACCGCAAGUUGAGAAAAACUGUCACACAGCCUCCGAGGACUAACUUUUCCUCAUUUUGAGAGAUUGGACGUUCAUUAACGGGACAGGCUUAUAAAUCGAGCCCAUCAUCCUGGACGGGCUGAAAAGUUUCAAGCCAGCGAAAUGAACCGGAGCUUUAAUAACAAAUCGCAAUCUUUGCGUAGCUUGAUCAUGAACGCGGUGGAAGUGAAAAGCAAGUAUGGAGCAGAGUUCCGGAGAUUUUCAGUGGAUCGAUUAAAACCUGGCAAAUUUGAGGAAUUCUACAAACUCAUCAUGACCAUCCACCGGAUUGCAAACAUGGAGGUGAUGAUUGGAUAUGCUGACGUUCACGGAGACCUCCUCCCCAUCAAUAAUGAUGAGAACUUCAGCAAGGCCGUGUCGACUGCACACCCCCUGCUUCGAAUCUUUAUCCAGAGACAAGAAGAGGUUGACUACAGCAACUUUGGCACCAACACUCUGACCCGGAAAAAGAAGGCCGUGGUCACUCUUCGCAACGACCUGAACCGCAAACGGCCCCACAUCCGCAUUGGCUUGCCUCAGGAUUUCCGUCCCGUGUCGUCCAUUAUUGACGUGGACAUCCUUCCUGAAUCUCACCGUAGAGUUCGACUCUACCGGCAUGGCUCGGACAAGCCCCUGGGAUUCUACAUCCGUGAUGGAACCAGUGUUCGUGUUACUCCCCAUGGCUUGGAAAAGGUCCCAGGGAUCUUCAUUUCCCGUAUGGUACCUGGAGGCCUGGCCGAUAGCACAGGCCUGCUGGCCGUCAAUGAUGAGGUCUUGGAGGUUAAUGGCAUCGAGGUGACAGGAAAAACGUUGGACCAGGUGACUGACAUGAUGAUCGCGAACAGCCACAACCUUAUCGUGACCGUGAAGCCGGUGAACCAGCGCAACAAUGUGAUGCGAAGCAGUCGUAUCUCGGGCAGCUCUGGUCAGUCAUCCGACAGCAGUGGUUCGGUGGGAUACCCCGCCAUCACUGCUCUCACCGGUGCCACCGCCAUCUCUCAUGGCUACAGCCCAGAGGAUCUGGAGAGUGACGAGGAGUCGGACAUCGUAAUUGAGAGCAACAUGAAGCGACCAUCACACCGCUCCAAUGUCUCGGUGGCUUCAACUGCAUCCCGGUCCCAGACGCAAAUUACCAACUUGACACCUCCCAGCCCCCCUACACAACUCAAAAUGAGGCCACCAUCCACCGUGUCCACAGCCUCUUUCCACUCUCAACCGAGCUUUAAUGGCACAGUGCACAGUAGUUUGAGUAACAAGUUGCACAAGGACCUUACCCUCCAACACCACCCCUACCACAGCAGCAACCCUGCUAUGCGGGAGAGCAACGGCAGCCUACACAAAAUCCUCAGCAGCAUGAGGACAGACCCCCGUCACAGCCUGGUUUUACCCAGAGGAGGGGUGGAGGAGGAUGGCACAGUCAUCACUUUAUAAUACAUGCCGUCACAUAAAAUCCAGCCCUCCCAGAGACUCUGCCUUUCAGCCUGGGACAUCAGACUUGACUGUGAACCUCAACAGACUUUAAGGGUUCCAGAAAAUGUAUAAUUUAACAGAAACAAUAUCUGCAGUUUUAUUCGUUUAAAAUGUUUGCUUUCCCUGUGUUGUAAUGUCGAAAAUGUUUCCGAUUUGGUAGUAUGCAUCUUUUUUUCGAAGCUUUUUUUUAUCUUUGUCUAUCAGUGUUUCUCAGUUUUUGUUUAGAGGUUCAUUUUAAUCAUGUUACCUAAAUAACUCUUGGGACCAGAAAUUGGGUUUAGACCUGUGCGUUCUGUUGUCUUCUGUUCACGGUUUGUAUUUGAAAACAAACAUUUGCCCCAAAAAGCCAGUUGCAUUAGGCAAAUGGCAAAAUGAAUUUUACAUUUAAUCAGAAACACAACUUUUGUUUGCCUUGCUCAAUCCAUGUUAAUAACUUAAAGGUAUUAUUAUUAAUUAUCAUAACUUUUAGUGAUAAAUAUGUAUCUGCUGUAUGUUUAGUGCAUUUAUGUGCACUAAAUUUACUAUUUGGCAGAUACCCUCAGAAUGUUGGAUUUCCAAAUAUAUGAAUAUCACUUGCGUCAGCAUUAAAAAAAAAAAGGCUUUUUGGAAAUUGUGGAAAAUUUGUUUAAAAUAAGCUGUAAGACAUUAACUAUUAUGUUGACUUUGGUCUUGUAGGCUUACAUUUGACUUUAGGUAUUUCACACUUCUCUUCUUGUGAAGACCUUUUGACUUCGGGAGUCCAACAGAAUGUGACUCUGUUGGUUCUCUCUGUGUUUAGCCGUACACAUUAUUUUCUGUCACCUCACUGUUAAUGAAGCCUUACCUCUGACCUCCACUCAAAUCCCCACAACAGAACAGAAUGCUGUCUCAAAGUAGUCAGUAGUAUUUAAUGGCUUUUGUGUUAAUACAGCCACUGAGCAUACUUAAAGGGAUAGAUCACCCCAAAAUAAUAACAAUAAUGUCAUUUUGUUACAAACCUGUAUGAGUUUCUUUGUUCUGUUGAAAGAUGUUUUGAAGAACCAAACAGUUGACAUUAGCCAGUGACUUCCAUAUUAUUCCAAAGUAUCAUCUUUUGAGUUCGACAGAAGAAACUCCUACUGUUUUGGAAUGUGAGGUUGAAUGAAAGAAUUUUUUUUUUUUUUUUUUUUUUUUGGAAAACUGUCCCUUCAAAUCCAGCCAAACUUCAGGUAUUAAAUGCACAGUCUUAUAUCAUCCUGUUACACAGUGGAAACGCACAGUUCAUACCCGGUAAUUUUGUUUAUAGAAAGAAAGUCUGUGGAAUCAUUUUUGUAUAUAAUUUAAAACCACUGUGGAUGUACAAUCUUUUGCUUUUAGGUCUACUGCAUCGUUUUUAUCUCCUUGAAAAAAGACUUACCUUCAUAUCCACCAUUUUUGUGCCUUACCGCCCCUCCUACAGACAUACUUCACUCAAACAGACUCUGUAUUUGGAUCUGACCACUGGAAAUAUUGUCAUUUUGGUAAAAGCAAGGAAAUGGUAUAACACGUGCGUGUGAGAGUCGAAAUACAUUUGUAGUGAGUCUCCAUCUGCUGGACACUGCUUGAACUGCGUCUCUUUUGCUGAAAAUCACAUUCUUUGUUUUGCCUCAAUACUUUUUCAUUGGUAUCACUGUUGGUGGCUUGGCUCGUCUAUAUGUGUAUCCAUUAACAAUAAAUACAAUUAAAAUUAAUCUAAAACAAGACAAGAAAAAGGGUACACCAGAUUGUCUUAAGUCAGUCGUAUCAGAACAGGAUCAGUGUCAUAUUUAUGUUUUAACGCAAUAAAUUUCUGUCUAAAUGAUCCUCAUAGCACAAUAUAUCAGUCAGGCAGUCAAACCACGUUUAAAAUGGUAACCCUUUUCAGUGGAAAAAAACCAUAUGUGAAAAUUGUCUAUAUUGUUUUUCUUAACCCUUUUUUUAAGUGCAUAAUAAAAUUAAGAUAUGGAUAAAAUGCA